Molecule: messenger RNA, 267 nt
Organism: Postia placenta MAD-698-R-SB12
Lineage: Eukaryota; Fungi; Basidiomycota; Agaricomycetes; Polyporales; Adustoporiaceae
Exons: 2
Biological process (GO): maturation of SSU-rRNA; translation; ribosomal small subunit assembly
Cellular component (GO): cytosolic small ribosomal subunit; ribosome
Molecular function (GO): structural constituent of ribosome
Source: RefSeq, a predicted model, not a curated record
CAGGAAUCAGCAAAAGCCCCCGUCAAGCUCGCCACUGUCGUGAAGGUCCUUGGCCGAACUGGCUCCCGUGGUGGUGUCACGCAAGUCCGUGUCGAGUUCAUGGACGACCCCAGCCGAACGAUCAUCCGUAACGUGAAGGGACCUGUGCGGGAGAAGGACAUCCUGGCUCUCCUGGAGAGUGAGCGUGAGGCUCGGUACGUCUCGAUCCUGUCUCGAUGUAUUCCAUGUGGUCUCAUUGGUCUGUUUGCAAUUAGCCGUCUCCGCUGA